AACAAAGGAAGAUCAAGAUUCAGCGGCUGUCUCAGAGAAAAGGGAAGUGGAAAGUGUCUUGGGGAUGGAUAAAUUUAAGGCUGCGCUUGUGCUAGCUGGGGUAGGGGAUGCUCUCGGUUAUCGCAAUUUCUCCCGAGAAAACAAUGCCUUAGGUGCAAAAAUCCAGCAGGAGCUGAAGGAAAUUGGAGGGCUUGAGAACCUGGUGCUCUCCCCCGACAAGUGGCCUGUAAGUGACAACACGCUCAUGCACAUGGCUACAGCAGAGGCUGUCAUCACAGAUUACUGGUGUUUAGAAGACCUGUACAGGGAGCUGGUAAAACGCUACGUGGAUGCUGUCGACAAGCUCUCAGGGAGGCGGCCAGACCCCGCUACCAUUGAAGGCUGCAGGGAAUUAAAACCAGACAACUACCUUCUUGCGUGGCACACACCAUUCAAUGAAAAGGGUUCUGGCUUUGGAGCAUCCACAAAAGCCAUGUGUUUAGGGAUGCGAUACUGGAAGCCGGAAAGACUGGAGUCACUUAUUGAAGUGAGCAUUGAGUGCGGACGAAUGACUCAUAACCACCCUACAGGCUUUCUAGGGUCCCUAUGCACAGCUCUCUUUGUGGCAUACGCAAUACAAGGGAAACCCCUUGUGCAGUGGGGAAGAGAGAUGAUGAAGGUUGUGCCAAUGGCUGAAGAAUACUGCAAGAAGACCAUUCGCCACAUGGCAGAAUAUCAGGAGCACUGGUUUUACUUCGAAGCCAAGUGGCAGUUUUAUUUGGAGGAGAGAGAAAUCGGCGAGGAAAAUCAGAAUAAACCUGUCUUUCCAGACAACUAUGAUGCAGAGGAGAGAGAAAAGACGUACAGGAGGUGGAGCUCCGAAGGCCGGGGCGGGAGACGAGGCCACGACGCCCCCAUGAUCGCUUACGACGCCCUGCUGGGCUGCGGCGGAGACUGGACGGAGCUCUGCAACCGCUCCAUGUUCCACGGAGGAGAAAGCGCGGCUACUGGGUCUAUCGCCGGCUGCCUGUACGGCUUGGUUUACGGCCUGAGCAAGGUCCCCAAAGGCUUGUACCAGGACCUGGAACAAAGGGAGAGGCUGGAGUACUUGGGCGAAAAUCUUUACCGACUAUCCACGGAGGAAAACACCACAAGCAUACACUUUUGCGGAGAUGAUAAGAUGCUGGUAGACCCUUUGGUGCUGAGGAAGAAGCUCGAUAGGAUGGCAACGGAGCAAGGGGCCUUUGCUGUUCUCAGCAGCCUGCUGCUGUACGUCACUGAGCUCGCAGCCGGCGAUCCGCAGCUCAGCAGCAAGAGGACAAAAUGGGCAGAAGGUAAAGAAAACAAGGUGAGUUAUAACCAGCCAUGUCCAGAUCCAAACAGGGGCCAGCAUCCAACCAGAUUUCAGCUCUUGCGGUCCAGGUUUCUAAACAACAAUCGCGAGCCGUACACCAAGAAAAGAAGAGAAGUCGGCAAACUGGUCAUUAAAGAGAAGCUGUGGGUGAGCAAGGCUGGCAGCAAAAUGGACAGAAGCAGAGACAGGAAAGGAGAUGGAAAAGCAGCGGAGGAGGAUGCAGACACAGCGCCCAGCGAGAGGGCCAGGUGGAGCAGCGCAAGUGGGAAAAACACAGUGAAGAACAUCUUGAAGAAAUUUUUAGCUGCCGAAGAAAAAGAAGCCAAGGAGAAGUCUCCCAGCUGGAAAAAGAAGGGGCCAAACAGUGGUUUGCCAAAAAUAGUCAACAAGAGUUCGGUCCUGUCCAAACUGAAGGAGCAGUUUGAACAAAGCACUGUCUGCUCAGCUGCAGAGGUGAAAGCAUCACACUUGCGCAAAGGUGAGAAAAAGACUAAAAACUUCCCAAGCAGAAAAACUAUUCGUAAGCCAGAGGUCAGAGUACUGCGCACAGCAGCAAUGACAGCCACUGGUAUAAACAGUCCCGAGUCCCAAUAUUUAGUGUGCUCCACGGUCCCAGUGCCCAGACUCAGCAUCGCUACCGAAAUUAACCAUCCUUGGAGCUGGUCGAAAAAUAAUGCUGCAAAGCAGUCUUUUGGUCACGACACAUCACUGAAGGAAAAGGGGGGGUCCGACAGAGAGCCUGGUGAGAACAAAACACUGGAAAAUGCAGCACAGGACAGGGAGGACAAAGAAGAGCUGCCAGUGGCACCUGAGGCCAUGUCUGAUGCAAAGGACCAUGCUAAGGGUAGAAGAGAUUCCACAAAGCAAGGACCCAACUUUAAUCUUAAUCAAGACAGCUCUUCUAUUACCUGUAAAAACAAAACUCUUGCAGACUGCAUUCCUCCCUUGUCUGAACGUAGUCUAGACUGUGACGGGAAUAGCAUGCCAGCUGGGCCUGAUACAUCUUCACUAUUGGGGAUUACCAAUGCUGUGCGACAUGUUAAGGAAGACAGCCCACCUUCUAACUCACCUUACCGUAGCACAGCUGAAGGAUCCCAUGAACAAAGUCCUCAGAAUACUAAAACAGGAGAGAUUCCUGAAAUAACUAUGUACGUAUACAGUUCAGAGGAAGUUGACACAGACCUCACAGAGCCAGAAAAGGAUCCUUUAUUUCCAGGCCAAAAAUGUUUUUCAGAGCAGAAAGCACUGGAAAACAUUCUGCCAUUUCAUUCUCCAGGAGUUCAAGCAUCUUGUGAAGUUGAGCCUCCAAUGCAGGAUCGACAGCUAACUGUCCUAACACCAGCUUCUGGCAAAAGGACACCAAUAGUCCAAAAAGAGGCACCAGGUUUAAGAGGCAGAUGUUCUGAGGAAGCCAAAGAAGGAGCGAAAUAUCACAGUGAAGACAAAACAUCCUCUACUUCUAGCAAAAAUGUUAGUGAUGUCCUGACUAAAAAGGAGGAGGAGAAUAAAACACCCAACAGCCAAAUGCAAAAUGAAUCCAUAGCCAAGCAGCCACAGCCUCCUCAAAUGCCCAGCCCACAAAAUAACUUCAGUAAUUCCAAUGUGGACAUAUCAAAUCCAGAUGCAAAUCAGACCAAACCGACACUCUCCUCAAAUGAGAGCCAGGAGCGGAAGCCUGGUGCUGCAGAAGAAGAGCACAUCUCUUCUCAUUUGGAAAUGACACAAAGCCCUUUGCCAGGUGACCUUGUGAAGCACAGUUCCUAUAUUGCAGAAGAUGAUUUUGGGAAGGACAAAUUAUCUUCAUCAAAUGAAAUGACGAAUCAUGCAAACAAUCGAGCCCUGCACAGGAGUACCUUGACUGACCUGGAGACCUGUCACAAGCCAUCCAAAUCUUUCAUUGAGCAUGAAGAGGCCAUUGCAGAUGAGAUGCCCUGGCCUGACUCUGAGGUAUGGCAGUCACCCUUGUCAACUCUACCAACACCAAUGAGUGGGAUUGCAGAGCAAAGAAUCCAUCACACUCUUGGAAAUCCCCCAGCCCUUCCACCUAUUGAUCUGGUGAGACAGGGAGCUGGUGGUGUGGGGGGCAAGCAUGCCGACCAUGGCUGUGAGAAGCAUCCACCACCCUCUUCAGAAGAGAUGACAAACCAUGGGAACGAUACGAUCGUGGAGAAGAAAAUUGCAUGUGAUUUUAAGAACCAAGUGCUGUCCCCAAAUCACGCAACAGAAAAUGAAAAUUCUAUAGCUGAAGAGACAAAUACACAUCAGAGAUUUGAGAACUAUCUUUCACUUUCAACCAAGAAGCCAGUAAAACAUGAAAAUAAAACCACGCUAGCAAGAAAGCCCCUAUUACCCUUGGAGAAGAACCAAACACUAACUUCAGAUGAUGCCACAAAGCAAGGAAGUGAUAUGCUGGAAGAGAACCUGUUUCCUUCAUCAACUGAAUUGAUCUCAGAACAAAUGAAGCAUGCAAAAUGUAGAAAUAAGGUCUCCAAACAUACAAAGGAUAAGCUCUUGUCAUCAGAUGAUGACGUGAAGCAUGAGAGUGAUAGGAUGGAGGCAGAGGAGAGAGAAGAGAGCAAUGUCUUGCAUAAAUCUGAGGAGGAACAAGUAUUCACUCCAAGUGAUACAGUGGAUCAUGAUAAUAACUUUUCAAACGAGAAGAAUGCUCAUAGACCUCAAACAUCCCAAUUACCUUCAUCAGAGCAUGAUACCAACAUUCAAGGAGUGAAAAGUACUGGGCAGAGUUUGAAGCAUCUAACACCUUCAAGAGAUUUUGUGAAACAUGAACAUGAUAUGACAGUAGAUGAAAACAUCUCCUGUGAUAAUAGGAAACACCACCUGAACUCAUCAAAUGAACCAAUGAAACACGCAGAUGACAGUGCAGGGGAAAAUAACAUCAGGUCAAACUUCAAGAAUUAUUCAAUGCCACCAAGAAAUACAUCAAGGCAAGGCAAUAAGACCACUGACGAGGAGAAUACCCAUCAUAAUUUGAAAAAUGAACCAGUGCAGCAUAAAAAGAGUUGUGAAGGAGAGAGGAAUACUUCAUGUGAUCCUAAAAAUGGAAUACCAUUAUCAAAUCCAUUGAUGGACCAAGAAAAGAAAUCGUCCCCUCUAGAGACGCAGAAACAGAUGUCAUCAGGUGACUUUGUAAAGCCUGAAACUAAGUUGGCCAAAAAAAAGACUAAAUAUACCUCUGAGAAGCUCCAGUCACAUUCUUCAAACAAAGUGCUGAAGCCUCAAGAAAGAAGCUCUUCAGGAGAGAGGAAGCAAAACACACCAGCAGCGGAGGACACUGGGUCACCUGAAACAAAGGCUGUAAAAGAGGAUAAUGAGCAUGGGCGUUCUGGGAAGUACCAGCUUCCUUCAAGAAAAUCAGCAAAGCAUGAGAAAAACACUCCAGGAAGAGACAAGCAGCAAACAAGGUGUGAAGAUUUUACGACACCUGAUACGAAUGCUGCACAAGAGAAGAAUAAAUUUCCAAGUUCCAGGAAGUACCAAUCAGUAUCGUCAGAAACAUUGGCUAAGCCUCAAGAAAAAAAUACUCCAGAACAAAAGCAACAAACAUCAGAUUCUGCAGGUUUUAAGAAGCCUGGUGCUAACGCUGUAAAAGAAAAAGACAGAGAUCCAAAUUCUGAGAAGUCACCCUUUUCAAAGAAAAUGGUGAUGUCUCAAGAAAAAAAUACUUCAGGAGAUAGAAAGCAAAAGACACCAGCAGCUGAGGACAUCAGGUCACCUGAAGCAAAGGCUGUAAAAGAGGAUGAUAAACACCAGUGUUCUGGGAAACACCAGUUACCUCCUGCAAGUAAAUCAUCAAAGCCUGAGAAAAAUACUCCAGGAGGAGAAAAACAACGAACUGUAUCUGAAAGUUUUGCAAAGCCUGAUGCAAGUGCUGUAAAAGAUAAAAGCAAAGAUCCAGGUUCCGGGAUGUGCCAGUCCCCAUCUUCAAAUUUACUGAUGAAGCCUCAGGAAGAGAAUGCCACAGCCAAAAAGACACAAUCGCCACCACCACCUGAUGAAAAAGCAACGUAUAAAACUGGUAGUCCAGAAAAGAAGAGUGGACCUGAGAGAAGAGAGAAAUACCAGCUACACUCUUCAGUUCAAUCAGAGAAGCACAACAAUGAUGGCUCAGGAAAGGAAGGCCCUGUGGGCGACUUCAAGAGCUAUCAAGCUCCAUUGCCAGAUGAUGGCAUAAAUUGCAAAAGCAAUACUGUCCCAAAAGAGACCGGUUUGUCUAAUACAGAGAAGUCCCCCAAAUCAUCCUCAUUUCAUGUUGCAUCAAAAGAUGAGGAAAAUCCUGCUGGAAAUCGACAAAAACAGCCUGGGUUUAAGAAGUACCAAGCGCUCUCAUCAAAGAAUUUGGUGAGGCAUGAGAAAGAAGUUGCUGAAAGGGAGGGGAGCUGGCAGGCAGCUGGGAAAACAAGUGAGAGAAAAGCAGAACUGGAGGACUGCUCUAAAGCAGCGUCAUUCUCAAAAUACACAGUGGAAAGCUACAGUGAAAGACCCAUAGAUUCAUCUUUCAAACCAUUGAUCAUUAGAGUAACUGACACAUUUAAACAUCACAGCUAAAAAAUAUGGCUACAGCCUAGGGAAGAACUUAAAACCAAUCAUGCCACUGAUUCCCUUGAUCUUUCUUUUUUCCUUUACUCUCCAGGGCAUUAUAUUAUCAUUUUUUAAUCACAAGGACAUUGAUGUGCAUCUAUCUGAGCUGGGCUUUUUUCCUUUCUUAAACAUUAGCCUGAAGACAUGAAUUAAAUUAAUCACUGCAAGUGAAUUAGCUAAUCAUUGAAUUAAUCAUCAACUUAUAAAUUAAAUAUGAGAAGGGCUUUGAGAUCAGUGUGAAUUCAGCCCUGCUCCAGACUCUCCUUGCUAACUAAUGGGGCUUGUUUGUAACAAAGACGACUGUUCAGGGUGAACUCUAUUUGUAUUUACUUAUUCUAAUGAAACUCCACUAGUACUUCUUCCAGGAAUGGUGGUAGGCAGUGUCAGCUUUAAUUAUGUCAAAAAGCGCUUGUUCUAAGCUCUACCUUUUCACAGAUUAAUGGGAACUGUUGAUCUAUUGCUGCGUUGAGUGACGCCAUUAGCAGUAGUAGUGAGGGAAGGAGGGGAAUGCUUCAUUUAUCUGCAGAAAAAUCCUCAGAGGACGUUGAUGCUGCAAGAGGAUUUACCACAAAUGCACAUGUUCAGCCUCAUUAAUAUUAAGAUUGGAAAAACAGUGAUUUAACCUCCUCUGAAGCUAUUUGCACUUUGGCCAUACACCAUAUGCAUUAUUGUUGUAAAGAUACACCAUUUCAAGGAGUUCUUAAUUACUGAAGAUGAACAUGCAACAAGUGUAAGAGCUCAGAAAAGCUCAACACUGAAAGGCCAUGAGGACCUCUCUGGAGGACAAUGUAAGCCAGAGGGACUCAACACCUUGCCAGGGCAAUUCAGCUAUUCCUGGGACAUCUGUCCUACUCCAAAUCCUGGGGUGCACAGACAUGAGGCAGGCGCCGCAGCUCACAUUAAAAGUCUUAGGAAGUGUUCAUUUUACAACACGAUGUGAAAUGGAACGGUAAGAAGCAGCUAGUGUCACUGAAUCCUACUAACGGGAUAUGAUUGUUUGUGUUUACAGUAAUAGCGGCUUCUGUGCAAAGUUUGCAUGUGACAAACAUUGUUUUGGAGAAGUGAGGGCAGGGUUGCUGCCUUGGGUAAAGCUGUGACAGACAGAGAAGUCGUGCAACACCACUUUCCCAUACGCCAGUUUAGCUUAGCGUUGUAACCAUGCAUUCAGGUUAAAACUGGCUGUGGAGGAACCCUAAAGGCAUAUUCCAAGGACCAGCCUUCAGAAAGCUGCAGAGCUAUCCAGAAAGAGAGGGGGUUUAUGCAAGUGAGGUCCUUCUCCCCCAUGGCAGUGACUUCCCUUCAAUUUUUAAGACACUCUCCAUGGCCGUACUCUGUGCAGCCAAGGGCUGGCCAUUGUUCCAGCCCAGAUUGGCAGAGCUCCCCAACCCACUGCCAGCAAGGGAACGAGGACAAGAGCAGGCUGGCAGCAAGCUGAGGUCAAACCUGUUUGCCAGUACAAUGCACACGAGUCACGUAUGUGACAACUGGGCUGGCCCAGCCGGGGAUGCUGCCAGGAGGAAGAGGGGACAUGAAUAUUGUGUCCCCUGAUGGCUGAAGAGGGUUAAACUUUGAUUUUUUUUCUUUCACAACAUGCCAAGAAUAAAUCUUUCUGGCAUCCGGAGGCUCACAAAAUGAAAAUCACAUAUGUAUACCACGCCGGUCCUCAAAACAGAGACUAAACGGAAUUUAUUUGUGGUACAAGACUGCCCUUCUGUGCAGAGGUGUGUUUCACCCACCGCUUUUAUGAGCUGGCAACCAUAAAGGCCACUUUGUACUUAACCUAAACCAUAAUUUACUUUUUAUUGCCCGUGAUUUCAUGUCCCAUUUGAGAAAAGUCCUUACAACAUGAAGCAUUUGCACCAGACUUGAAUAGUAAAUUCUCUAUUAGCUGGCUUCUCCUGCCAGCAGAGGAGAAGACAUUUUAAUUAUUCUUUUUUGAAUCUUUUAAAAGAAAUCUACGGGGGGGGGGUUGCCCCUUUUUCACACCUGGAAAGAUCACUACACUGUCACAAAUUAAAAGACUUCUGCUGUCUGCCCCAUAUUAAGUAGGUACAACCCAAGAGAGGUAGUCAGUGAAUACCAGGAGGCCCUCAACUCUUCCAAUUUACACCUGCAACAUCCUGUUUUUCUCAACAGAGAUACAGCACUAGGAGACUAAGCAUCCUUCCUUCAGGACAAGUCAGGCAGCAUCAUCUUGUGGGGGUUAACUUUUAGGUUGCUACAUGCCUUAAGCUCUGUCGGUAAAACAUAAAUCAUCCAUCCAAGUCAAUUGACCAUUCCUCCCUAAAGUGCACUUAAAACGUGGCAGAGAUUUGCACUAAAUGCAUCCUUUAGGGUAAUGCCUCACUUGAGCAAAACACCGAGUUUUGUUUCAGGAACUGACACAAUUAAUUCUCCAGGAAAGGAGGGAGUGAGACCAUUUGAAUUCCAGUGGCAAUGGCAGGAAGAGCAGUAGAAGACUGGUGUGUCUUGCAGUCAACAGCCAAAAACAAGCUGCUCCAGACCAUGCUGGCAGGAAAAUUAGCACUGCUGAUAAGCAAAGAAAUGCCAGAAAUGGGAAUUUCAGAAAGAACAGGAGAUCAAGGAAGGGUACACAGAUCUAUGUCAGCUGUGUCAGAAGGUGUGCAAAUGGCCAGGCUCAAACCCUUGCCCGAGGGAGACACACAAUGGAAAAUAAAGUUCCGUUCCCAGUCUCCAGGAGUCCUUCCUGGCCCCCUUAACCCCAGGAGGGGGUGCCUGUGCUUCUGCUCUACUUUAAGCACAUUUCCCACCCUGUCACAGGAGAGGCAGUGACGGAAGCCCUCCCGAGCUGCUAUUUCACUUGUCUGACCUAGUAACAUAUUUUUGAUGCUUCUGCCAGUACAUCUUUUGGCUUACAUAGUUUUGCAUGAUGGGUGUAAUUCUGUACAGUUCUGUUCCUCCAGCACACUAUAGCCCUCUGCUUUACUAAAACACAUCUUUCAAGACAAGCAUCUCUCAAGGUCACUGAAGGCAUUAGGUCCUUAGCCCGCACUAAAUGUAGCAGGAAUUUUUUUUUGCCGGUUUUAGUAAUGCUUCCUUAAAGCCCUGGCUUAGCUGUAGAUACAGACAAUCAAAACCAGGCCAGGCACAGGGAAAAUAAAGAAAAAAAAAAGCCCAGGUAUAAAAAGGUUUUUCAAGAUUACCCCUCUGUGGUGACAUAGUUUGAAAUUUCAGAUUCUUACAGAAUUAGCCUCUCAUAGAGAGAGAUGUUUUUAAGGGGACUGGGCAAAAUGAAUGAUAAUGUCAUUUCCCCGGGUGUAGCCCAUUGCUUUGGAUUCUCCAAAGUAUAGCUUUCCAGGGGUUUUUGAAAGCCUGAAUAAAGGAGGUGUUUAAGGGGAGUCCCAACUCCAAGGUGUAACUGGGGCACCUGAAGGGUCCCAGCUGAAGACGCAUGUCCG
Molecule: messenger RNA, 9351 nt
Organism: Gavia stellata (red-throated loon)
Lineage: Eukaryota; Metazoa; Chordata; Aves; Gaviiformes; Gaviidae
Gene: ADPRHL1
Product: ADP-ribosylhydrolase like 1
Exons: 8
Coding region: 65-5899 (1944 amino acids)
Biological process (GO): protein de-ADP-ribosylation
Molecular function (GO): magnesium ion binding; ADP-ribosylarginine-[protein] hydrolase activity
Source: RefSeq, a predicted model, not a curated record